AUGGAUUCUAGUGGCAAUUUGUUAAUAUUCAAUCCCACACCUCCAGGCUUCUAUCCAUCAAUACGAGCUACGAGAUCAAUACCAUUCAUUACAUUUCCAGAACCUUGCCCGUUAGGUAUGUACAAGGACCAAACUGGCAUCAAUGAUUGUAUGCUUUAUCCGACUGGUACAAAAAAUUCUGGCAAUGCCACUAUUCAAUGUACUCCAUGUGCAUCAGGCGAAUUUUAUCCACUUGGCUCAGUGAGUGAAAUAUCUCAAUCUGCAUUGAAAACUAUCGAACAAGUUAUUGCCUAUCCAAAAUCACCUGACACUACUAUAUUUGAUGAGAUUUUAAUUCAAAAUAUGUUUCAUAUUGGAUCGGGUCGUUAUCUGUUGGUAUCGCCCUUAUUUUGGACAUUAAUUGUAGUUGGUUUAGCUCUUCUGGUUGUGAUAAUCAUGGGAAUGCUUAAAUUUUUCAUCAGACAUCACACAUGUGCGCAAAUAAGAAAACGUAUUCAAUGGAUAUUUAAAAAAACAGAUUUGAUUGGAGAAGGUGAACUAUGGGUCGGUGGUUUGAUAUCAUUUUCUAUCGUGGUUCUUGUUAGUUUUGCCUAUGCGUUUAGUAAUGCCUAUCUCAAGCAGUAUCCCAUUGAAACUUCGACUGAUUCCUAUUUCGCUUGUGAUCUUUCGAUUCGUAAUGCGAAAUUUCAAACACAUCUUCAAACAUUAGCUAUACCGCCGCCAGAAACUGAACGAAAAAUGUUCGAUUUAUUAAAUGAGCAAAGCUUGUUGUUAAAUGUCGAUUUUAUUAACACAUUUAUUAAUUGUGAUGUCGUAUCUAUUCAAGCUCUCUUUGGUAAUAUCUGGUCGACGAUUCGGUGGUCUAAUUGUCAAAAUAUUGAUUCGAUUUUAAGUCUAUCGAUUCCUCUUCCCCAUCAGCAUAUAUCGGUAGAAAUCACGCUAGCUCAAGUUCAAACAAUCGGUGCUUUACGCAUUGGUGUAAGUGGUGACAAACAUGAAGAAGACUCAUAUAAACUUCAAGAAUUAAAUUUUUACAGAUCUUUUUCGAAGAAUGGAUCUGUUCUAGCACAAAUAUUACCUGUGUCUCUCACGCUAACAAAAGUGAUCAAUGAAACAUUAUCAAUGAAAGGUGAAAAGUCCAAUUUUAGUGGCAUUUACAUUCCAACAUACACGAUUGAUCUAAAUAAUUUAUUUAUUUCACGAGAUCAAUAUAUUCGUUCAACAUCGCAAGCGAUUAUAUUGUCGAUUGUACUGAGUGAAACGCCUUACUAUGUCAAAAAUCAACAACAGCCAAUAGCCAAACAACCAGAGAUUAUAUUUCACAAUGUUCUAUUUACUGUAGUUUGUCUGGAAAUAUUUGGUCUGAUAUUUAUAUUGUACAAAUUGAUUUUCAAAACAAUUUAUCAUUCAAUCUGUUGGGUCGUAUUUCGUCACCAUGAAAAAUCUAAAAAGAAUGGCGAAGAAAUGAAUAGCGACUUCAAAUAUUCGAAUACAUGGUCUAAUACCAGUGAUGUUGAUGAACACCCUAUAACAGAUGUUUUUUAG
This is a messenger RNA of Rotaria sp. Silwood2, 1545 nucleotides long. The record is from the annotation of a GenBank genome assembly. NCBI's taxonomy places the organism in Eukaryota, Metazoa, Rotifera, Eurotatoria, Philodinida, Philodinidae.